Fragaria vesca subsp. vesca is the source of this 946-nucleotide messenger RNA. RefSeq names its product histidine-containing phosphotransfer protein 6-like. Gene Ontology annotation, cellular component: cytoplasm; nucleus. The transcript is spliced from 5 exons. Lineage: Eukaryota; Viridiplantae; Streptophyta; Magnoliopsida; Rosales; Rosaceae. Gene Ontology annotation, molecular function: histidine phosphotransfer kinase activity; protein histidine kinase binding. Bases 216 to 692 code for a protein of 158 amino acids. The record is from RefSeq and is a predicted model, not a curated record. Gene Ontology annotation, biological process: phosphorylation; phosphorelay signal transduction system; cytokinin-activated signaling pathway.
AAACCCUAUGGUGUUCGAUCGAUCACUUCCAUUAUUCCCUUUAUAAACCCAGGUGGGGAGUUCCCGCUUUAGCAGCCAAAGGUGUUGUAAGUUAGAAGCUAGAGAGCCCUAAAAUCCAGAAGCUUAGCUUAGCUGCUGGGUGAAGCAAAACUAUAGUCUUUGUUGUUGUUGUUGGAUCGUUUCCUUGUUUCGCCAAGACGGGUGUGCCUGUGUGGAUGUUGGGGUUGGGUGUUGAUCGGUUGCGAGCCGAUAUGAAUCGGUUGCUCGCAAUGCUCUUUCACCAGGGAGUAUUGGAUGAGCAAUUCUUGCAACUGCAGCAGCUUCAAGACGAGAGCUCCCCAAACUUUGUUUCUGAAGUUGUAAACAUCUACUUCCAAGAGUCGGAGAAGCUGUUGAGAAAUCUCAGAGCACUACUGAUGGAUAGGGAGUUCUCGGACUACAAGAAAAUGGGGAUCCAUUUGAAUCAGUUGAUCGGAAGCAGCUCAAGCAUUGGUGCCAAGAGACUCAGAAACGUCUGCGUUGCUUUUCGAACCGCUUCUGAACAACACAACCGUGCUGGGUGCUUGAGAGCUUUAGAGCUGCUGGAACAUGACUAUUGCUACCUCAAGAACAAGCUGCAUGAAUUGUUCCAGAUAGAGCAGCAACGAGUAUUGGCAGCUGGGGUUCGAUACCCAAUACAGCAGAUCAAUUAAAGCAGUAAGUUAGCCGUAAAACCCAGCUGGUUGUGCAGGUCUCUCGCUCAAAAUCAAUCACAUUCAUAAUCCCAGUACCACUGUAGUAGUAUUGCUAGGCUUAAGCUACUAAGCUCCACAGUUGCAGAAGAAACACAGAUCCAUUGAGGACGCAAGGUUUUUAUGUCACUGCCAUAAACCCACCUAUAUAUGUACGUAGGCCCUUAUUAUUGUAGAGAUCAUCAAUAUGCUUUGAAUGAAAGUGGAUUCUAGCU